AUGCCCAGUUGCAAUCCUCUUUCCUUGGUGGUGUAUCUCAGGCAUGGUUACCCCCAAAAUACAGUGUCUGGGAUGUCGUAUCCAGCUGCAGCAGAAGGUGGAUUGACAUACAUGCCAGGGCAAGCACAUAGCUCUCAGAUUCCGAAUGUCCCGACACAGGGACCUGUCGCGUCCAUUGGAGGAAAUCCUUUUGCAUAG
Molecule: messenger RNA, 198 nt
Organism: Prunus armeniaca (apricot)
Lineage: Eukaryota; Viridiplantae; Streptophyta; Magnoliopsida; Rosales; Rosaceae
Source: the annotation of a GenBank genome assembly